Cantharellus anzutake is the source of this 303-nucleotide messenger RNA. RefSeq lists its product as uncharacterized. The transcript is spliced from 2 exons. Lineage: Eukaryota; Fungi; Basidiomycota; Agaricomycetes; Cantharellales; Hydnaceae. The record is from RefSeq and is a predicted model, not a curated record. The coding region runs from base 1 to 303 and encodes 100 amino acids.
AUGUGGUGGAUGCAGCAAAUGCCCAGUUGGCAUUGGGAGGAAUUGCAGGAGGAAUUGGAAAAGUCAAAAGAGAAAGAGGAAGGUGGACGUAUCAAGGGAACGUUCAGCCACGUUGUGACACAUGAAGGUUUUUUGAGGGAUCAAGCUGAGCACACUCAACAGAGGCUGGAUGAGGCCGAGCUGGAGAAGCUGAAGGAGGAGGCCAAGGAGGGAUGGAGAAAGUUCAAUGAGACACAGAAAGCAGAGGUGGUGAAAUGGCAAGAGGAAAAAGAGUGCUGGCAAAGCCAUCGGAAAUCCAAAUGA